Messenger RNA from Myotis davidii, 2659 nucleotides. It is a transcript of the gene SUSD1, whose product is annotated as sushi domain containing 1. Lineage: Eukaryota; Metazoa; Chordata; Mammalia; Chiroptera; Vespertilionidae. The transcript is spliced from 17 exons. The record is from RefSeq and is a predicted model, not a curated record. Gene Ontology annotation, molecular function: calcium ion binding; protein binding. The coding region runs from base 1 to 2211 and encodes 736 amino acids.
AUGGAUCACCAUCUGAUAGAUUUGGAUGUUUCAGGAGUUUUAGCCCCAAACAGUUUUGCUGCUUAUCUAAGUUUAGACAUCUGUGCCACGUGCCACGAACAUGCCACCUGCAAGGAAAGAGAAGGGAAGAAGAUGUGUAUUUGCAAAUAUGGAUUUGUGGGCAAUGGGCGGACUCAGUGUAUUGAUAAAAACGAGUGCCAAUUUGGGGCCACUGUGGUCUGUGGGAACCACACAUCUUGCCACAACACGCUGGGAGGCUUUUAUUGCAUCUGCCUAGAAGGAUAUCGAGCCACAAACAACAACAAGACAUUCAUUCCCAACGACGGCACCUUUUGCACAGACAUAGAUGAGUGUGAGGUGUCCGGCCUGUGUGGGCAAGGAGGACGGUGUGUGAACACUCAUGGGAGCUUCGAAUGCUACUGUAUGGAUGGAUACUUGCCAGAGAGUGGCCCCGAGCCUUUCCACCCAACCAGAGAUGCCACGUCAUGCACAGAAAUAGACUGUGGCACUCCUCCUGAGGUCCCAGAUGCCUAUAUUAUAGGAAAUUAUACCUCUGGGCCUGGCAGCCAGGUGCGUUAUGCUUGCAAAGAAGGGUUUUUCAGUGGCCCGGAAGAUAUAGUUUCAAGCUGCACAGCCUUGGGCACAUGGGAGUCCCCCAGAUUAAGUUGCCAAGAGAUCAGCUGCGGCCGUCCUCCGGAAGUGCAGCAUGCGUCCCUGGUGGGGAAUCACAGCUCCAGCCUGGGCAGUGUGGCUCACUACGCCUGUCAAGAGGGCUUUGAGAGCCGUGGGGGCAAGAUCACUUCUGUGUGCACAGAGAAAGGCACCUGGAGAGAAAGUACUUUGACAUGCACAGAGAUAAUUAUAGAAAUUAACGAUGUGUCAGUGUUUAAUGACACCUGUGUGAGGUGGCAGAUACACCCAGGAAGAAUGAACUCCAGGAUCGUAUAUGUGGUACAUGUGAAAGGACACCGGGCAGACCCUAUAGAAUCAGUUCAUGAGGAGAGAGUCAACCUGACCACAGACAGCAGGACCCCACAAGUGUGCCUAGACCUGUACCAAGGCACCAACUACACCGUGACCAUCUCCACUGCCCCUCCCAAACGCUCCAUGCCAGCCAUCAUCAGGUUCCAGACAGCAGAAGAUGAUCUCUUAGAAGAUGAUGGAAUUUUCAAUGUCUCACUAUUUAAUGAAACUUGUUUGAAAUUGAACAGGCAUUCUAGGAAAGUUGGAUCAGAACAAAUGUACCAAUUUAAAAUUCUGGGCCGAAGGUGGUAUCUGAGUGAUUUUUAUCACGCAGCAUCAUUUAACUUCACAACGGGGGAACGAGCUUUGGUGGUGUGUUUGGACCUGUACCCGGCAACUGAUUACACAGCGAAUAUCACCCUGCUGGGGUCGCCGGAGCAGCACUCAGUGCAAGUCAUGGUAACAACUGCACCUGCAGUUAAACAGACCAUCAGCAACACUUCAAUAUUUAAUGAAACCUGCUUGAGAUGGAGAAACGUGAAGAUAGCUGGUAGAGAGGAAAUGUAUUUACUCCGCAUUCAGGGCCGGAGAUGGUAUCAGGAGGAGUUUGCCGAGGAAAUCACCUUUAAUAUCACCAGCAGCAGCCAGGCCCCUGAGACGUGCUUAGACCUGCGUCCGGGUACCAACUACAGUGUCAGCAUUUACGCUUGGUCUUCUGUCCUUCCCGUGCUCAUCUCCCUAAUAACCCAGAUAACAGAGCCCCCCCUUCCGGAAGUAGAUUUUUUCACAGUGCACGGAGGGCCUCUCCCACGCCUGAAACUGAGGAGAGCCAAGGAGAACAACGGGCCUAUCAGUUCCUAUCAGGUGUUGGUGGUUCCCCUGGCCCUCCAAAGCACAUUUUCUUGUGACUCUGAAGGGGCGACCUCAUUCUUUAGCAAUGCUUCUCAUACCGAUGGCUAUGUGGCUGCAGAACUACUGGCCAGACAUGUUCCAGAUGAUGCCAUGGAGAUCUCCAUUGGAGACAGGCUGUAUUACGGGAAAUAUUAUAAUGCACCCUUGAAAGCAGGGAAUGAUUAUUGCAUUAUAUUACGAAUCACAAGCGAGUGGAAUAAGGCGAGAAGAUGCUCCUGUGCAGUUUGGGCUCAGGUGAAAGAUUCAUCACGCACGCUGCAGCAGAUGGUAGGCGUUGGGCUGGGCUCCGUGGCUGUUGUGAUGGUGCUUGCGUUCCUCUCCUUCUUAGCCGUGUGAUGGGUGCUACGUGGGGCGGAUGCACUGCUGUGGCAGAUGUUAUGACAGCUUCUCAGGUGUCUGCACAGAGCACCUUCCAUCCAGGUGCGUGGCUUCCAUCCAGGUGUGUGGGGGCCUGUGGACAUUCUCCAUUCCCAGUUUGGCCCCGUUCCUGGAUUCAAGAUGGUAACUAUGGAACCCCCCAAAAGGAGGAAACUCAGGAAUUGCUGAUGUCUCCCCUGCUACAUACACGACCAGUUUGGUGUCUAUAAACUUGAGACCCUUGAUAUAUGAUGGAAUAUUGACCACGGGCUACAGAUCACGUGGGCUGGGCCUGCAUCUUCCUCUGAGUGAGGCCCGAGAGACAGCUCCUCCAGACAUUGAAUGCAAGAGGAUCUCUGUGUCUUCUUUUAUAGCAUCUUUGUUAAUUAAUUUGGAAUCCAUUCUUUUACAAUAAGCAAUGGAUGGA